Ooceraea biroi (clonal raider ant) is the source of this 2222-nucleotide messenger RNA. RefSeq names its product poly(U)-specific endoribonuclease homolog. Lineage: Eukaryota; Metazoa; Arthropoda; Insecta; Hymenoptera; Formicidae. The record is from RefSeq and is a predicted model, not a curated record. Gene Ontology annotation, molecular function: RNA endonuclease activity.
AACGUAAGGUCGAACGGUAGUAGCACGUCGACUCUGCGUGAGCAAACCAGUUCGUGUCAGACAGUUCUACGAGUUUUCACCAGAUUGACAAAGCAAUUCGACAAGAGCGAAGCAGACGGCGACAGAUAUGAGAAUCAGGACGUUCCUGAUCACCGUGAUUGUGCUCUUGUUUAUUUUCGCAGAUACAGAUGGUCGUAAGUCGGGCGGACGGAGCAGCAGCGGAAGCGGUUCUCGGAGAAGAACUUCUAAUACGAGAACGACGCAACGACCUCGAACAACACAGGGAGGUUCAACUCCAAAUAGGAUAGGAUGGAACGUACCACCGAACAAUAAUAACAAAGCGCCCAGUAGCAGCAAUGCUAAACCAUCGGCCCCGGUAUCUGAACACGCUUCGAAAACCAGCGCGACGAAUGUACAAUCCGGACAUCCAUCAGGAAAUCCGCCACCAUAUAGUCCAUCCGGAUAUCCAUCAGGAAAUCCGCCACCAUAUAGUCCAUCCGGUGGAUAUCCCCGACAACCCGCUGGCAACACUUACAGUGGUGCAGGAUACAAUCAAGGAUACCCAUCGCCCAACAUGAACCCAUCAUAUCCCGGUUACGGUGGGCACUCACCAUAUGGUCAAGCUUACAACCCGUCUAUGCACCAUAACGCACCACCCGCUUAUACUCCUUACGGCGGCGGACAAUCUUAUGGUGGAUUUGGACAUGGUGGACAUCAGUCAUAUGGUCAACCAUCCUACGCUCAGCCGUCCUAUGUUCAACCAGCUAUCGCUCAAGCACCAGCUCUCACAGUUUUGCAGCCAAGCCGACCUGGUAUUGGCCAACUGGCCAAAGAAGCGUUAGUUUACUCCAGCGUGAGCGCUGGCGUGAGUGCGGCCGUGAAUAGAUUGCUGCCGGGUGGCAUUUAUGGUAGAAGUCCAGGCAGUGGUGGUGGCGGUGGCAGUCAUACCGAGAUCACGUACAACAAUUACUAUAAUAAUCAAUCGAAUCCUACCGGGGCUAACGGGGAGACGUCGAACAAUAAUGGCGCGUCCAGCGCGGCUCAACCGCCGGUUCAGCCACCGCCACCAGCGGCAGAUAAGAAGGUUGAAGCUAAUGCGCCUAGCAAUGCUGGCUCGACGGACAAUGCCAACUCUCAGCUGCCACCACAGAAUGACAAUCCGAGCCAACCGAAUUAUCCCAUCUCCAACGAUGAAGUUAAGAAACUGUCGGAGAGCCUUGUCGAAGUGGAUAAGAACAAUGCGUACAAGUAUAUAACUGUGAAUCUGCAAGGCGAAACGAAGGAAGACAGCACCACGGAUGACGCUUCAUUGCCCUUGUUGGAUGUGAAACCCGAGGCGUAUGAGAUUCCGACGAUCAAAAGCGUGCUAGCGUUGCAGGACAACUACGAACUGGAUGUGAAAACCAAAGAGACCGUCACAUCCGAUGAACGGAGAGAGGAGUCCGAACUGCUCGACAAGUUCAUGGAAACCGAAGUGCUUAAAGCGGCGAUGAAAUUUUUAGCUGACAAAGGAUUCAUUCCAAAUGACGAAUACGAGUUCAAGGACACCCUGAAGCGUAUCUGGUUCUCGCAGUUCCGGCGAGUCGAGGGAGAACCAUCGAGUUCCGGUUUUGAGGCGGUGUUCGUGGCGGAGAAGCUCGACUCGUACAUGAUUGGGCCGCAGAAUUGGAUUUACUUUGCCAAGCAGGAAGCACAGAAAAAGCUCGACUAUCGCGGAUACAUCAAAGACGUGAAACUUGGAGAUAAGGGAGAGGCUAUCAAGAUACGUACGGCGUUUAAUAUACCAGACACGAAGCACGCGGUCACAACCCUCCUUGUGGGUCUUUCGCCCGAGCUGGAGAUGGCACUUUACACAGUAUGUUUCUACGUUCGCCCGAACGACGUUUGUCCGGUUUCAUUAGCCGGAAAGGACGUCAAUUUAGUCUCUACGAGAUUCAACGACUUUGGCAAAGAUAUUCUGAUCGCCGGCUUCAUUGCGGGAUAAAAUUCAAUUUAACAUCGAAAUCAUGCUUGCUCUAUGUAAGUUAUAUGAUUAUAGCUCGAAGUAGAUGUUCAAAAAACACUCACGCGAAUCUUAUUCGAAUAGAACAACACACGUAGAACAAAAUUAAAUAUUUAUGUAAACGCGUAUUGUUUUUAAUUAUAUAUCGAUCCAGCAUAUAAUGUUAAGAUAUAUUUUUUAUCCACUGAAUAUGUACAAAGUAAAAUUAUCAGAAAAGAAA